AUCGCUUUGUUUUCUCAAUGAGCGCUUCACAGUCUUCUGCUCAACCAAUCAGAUAGCGAGUCUUCGCUUGGCAGGGUUUAGACUUAUGUUUCAUAACGUGUCGUCGGUUAUUUUUAAUAAACAUAAAUGGUAACUUUUACACGUGUUAUGGAUUGCUUUGGAUGUUUAGAUGUUUCUUUACAAUGUUCACGGUCGACGUUGUAGUUCACCUCGCUGUAUUUUCUUUCAUUUGGUGUUUUAAGUCAGUGUAGUUUCAAAACAGUCACGGUCUGUCAAUGAUAAUUUUGAUUCGUUUGUGUGUUUGUUUUCACAUCUCAGACGAUUAUGGCGCGAGGACGAAGAAAGGGAACAAAAUCUCGCGUUAAAAGUGAAGUGGCAAAUUCAGACAAAGAUCAAUCGUGUAAGUCUCCAAAGGACAUAAAAUUUUCACGGGGAGUGAAUGGACGGCUGUCCCACGCAAGCCCAAUAGUACCAGAAAAAGAACUUAUCACUCAUUAUUUUCAUCCCGUACCGUCUCCCGAUGCUCCAGAGAAAGAAAAGGAGCCAUCAUAUUGCGAAAGUGCUGUCUCUAGUGCCCACGAGAUAGAAAUAGUAGAGAUUGUCAAAGCCAAUGAUGGCAAAACUACUCCUCACAAAAUCCAACAUAAUACACAAGUUAUCCAGUCUCCAUCAUCAGCAUUACAGCAGUUGCGAAUCACAUACACCCCUAAGAAGUCUGGCAAGUCUCGUCAGAGGUUAAAUCCGAGUCAGGCUGGCAACCAGCAAGUGUGUGUUCCUAAGCCAGCUUGUUGUGCGAAACAAAAUGGCAAUCACGAGCUUUCAGAGUACUUUCCUGUCCGUCGAAGUGAACGCAAAACAAAACGUACUGUGUUACAGGAGAAGCAACAUCGCAUGGAAGCUGCUGUUUUAGCCGAUUGUGAAGAGGGCUUGGAGGUUCAUAACUUCGAGGGCAAAGGGAGAGGUAUUGUGGCCACUCGGUUCUUCUGUAAAGGAGAGUUUGUUGUAGAAUAUGCUGGAGAACUUAUUGAUAUGACUGAAGCCAAAGUCCGUGAACGCAUGUAUGCUCAGGACCAAAAUACAGGAUGUUAUAUGUAUUAUUUCCGCCAUCGAAACACCCAGUAUUGUGUGGACGCAACAUCAGAGAGUGGUCGAUUGGGUCGCUUGGUCAACCAUAGCCGUAAUGGCAAUCUACAAACUAAGACGUUGGAAAUUAAAAGUCGGCCAAGAUUAGUACUGAUAGCACGAGAAGAUAUAUCUCCAGGAGAAGAAGUUACAUAUGAUUAUGGUGAUCGUAGUAAGGAGUCGAUUCGUUAUCAUCCAUGGUUGCUCUCCUAGCAAAAAACAAUCAAAUGACAAUCCAGAUGCUGCAAUGUAACACAGUUUUCUGGUGUUAAUCCAUAAAAUCAUUUACUGUGUGUGUCAGAGAUCUCUAAUCAUGCACCCAUGCAAGAAUCUCGAACAGAAGUAGGUGUACUUUGAAUUGUUUGACUGAGACAGAAUCUGCAAGACUGUGUGUAUAUGUUGAUUGGAAUGGUGAUGGAUAUGUGUGCUCAACCUUCUGUGGUGUGAGUGAUUUGUCGCAGUAAUAAUGUAUUAGUGGUAGAGAUUGUAUUUCAGUUCUUUUUCCUUUCUUUUAUUCUUUAACUUUAUCCCGAACAUGCUAUCAGUGAGCUACUGACCGAUUUUCAAGUACAAUGUUUUUGACUCUUUGUACUUUAUGUAAACAUUUUCUAAAAUAAGUGCUUGUGUAUUUAUUGCCCAUUGCCAAGAAUUUUUGUUUAUUUUUUCUCCUUAAGUCAUGAAACCUCGUGAUGUAGAUAAUUGAUUCUAUUUUUGCUUGCCCUCAGUUAUCAGUGUUAUGCUUGAGUAGUGGCAGUCUGUACAAAGUAUUCCAAGCUGUUACAUAUUUUAUCAUGUUGAAUCACUUUGUGCAUGUUAAUGUAAUUUAAAUGCAAUUGUGCAUAUGCACAGUAUUCCCACAAUAUUCCACAUAAUUGUGUGUGGGAGUUAUUUAUUUUUAAGCAAGUUUAUUUAUAAAUUGUAUGACUGAAAUGCUGUUGCUAUUAAAAGUAUUUGCAAAUUAUAUUUGUGGACUUUUUCUUAAUGUGAUGUGAAUGUUUAAAUAACCCAGAGAUUUCUUGGAAACUUCAAUAAUUAAUCAUGGAUCUUGAUUAUUAAUGUUGAUAUUGUAUUUACCCAAGUAUAAGAUACUCUCAUAAUUUUAGAGGCCUCCUGAGCAUUUAAAAUUUUUUUUAACUAAUUCUUACUGUACCGUCAAAAUAAAAUUUAAAAUUGUCAUCUUCAUUAGGUGUUAAAAUUUAUUACCUGAGCUAUCACUGUUUUCUUGCUCUUUAUAAUCAUCAAGGCUAUGGUUUUUGUCACUACCCUCUUCAUCUUUACUGUAGUGUCCUCUGACUGAGAUCCUCUGAAAGUUUUAUGCGUUCAAUUUGCAUUCUUGGUCUUUCAUCUGACACCACCUAAGAAACCUCCUGUGACAUCUGAUUUUCCUCCUGUCUCACUCUUGUUCAUGGCUUUUGAUUCAUUAACAGUUCUUUCACAUUCUUUUCAAAUCGUAUCAUAAUCCUUACUCUUUGUCAGAUUGGUCAGCAAAGUUAUGGCCUUCAGUUAUGACAUUUUUAUUUUUAAAGUUGAAAUUAUCAAAAUUUUCAAUUUUGUCAAACUUGAGCCACCUUGGAAACUCAUGAAAGCUGUAAUCAAG
Gryllus bimaculatus (two-spotted cricket) is the source of this 2719-nucleotide messenger RNA. The record is from the annotation of a GenBank genome assembly. NCBI's taxonomy places the organism in Eukaryota, Metazoa, Arthropoda, Insecta, Orthoptera, Gryllidae.